GCUAUGUCAAAUAAUUAGUUUGUAUCGAAACGUUGUGCUUUAAUUUAUAAUUAGUUCUAAAAUUAUAAAUAUAGUCGUAAUAAUGGACUACCUAUCGAAUAUCAACUGGAACAAAGUGACACCAUGUUUAGUGUUUUUAGUUUUAGAAGUUAUAUUAGAAUUUUCAGAGUGUACGACACAGGCUGAUGUGAACAAGCACCUGGAACUGGGUCGAGAUUUCCUCGCUCGUGGUCAGCUAUCUGACGCGCUCACACACUAUCAUGCUGCGGUUGAGGGCGAUCCACACAACUACCUCACAUAUUUUAAAAGAGGAACAGUGUAUUAUGCACUCGGAAAAGCAAAAUUUGCAUUACAGGACUUUACUAAGGUCUUAGAAAUGAAAGCCGACUUCACAGCAGCCCGACUCCAUCGGGCUAAUGUUUACCUCAAACUAGCACAGUACCAGGAGGCCAAAGAUGACUAUUUACAAGUCACGUACAGCGACCCCUACAACGAGGAGGCUCACGCUGGGUUCAAUCGAGUAGAUGAGCUGGCUGAGGAGCUACGGCUGGCGGAGGCCUACUACCGCGGCCGGGACUACCGCGCCGCCGUAGACCUCGCCACCCGCCUGCUGGAGACUUCGCCCUGGUCCGCCAGGCUACGGCAGUUGAGAGCCGACUGCUAUAUUGCACUGAAUGACCUAUUCUCAGCUGUGUCUGAUAUCCGUUCCGUGAACCGCCUCCAACAAGACUCCACAGAUGGCUACCAUCGCCUCGCUUCGCUCUUAUACCAGUUAGGACAUGUCAAUGAUGCUCUUAAGGAAAUAAGAGAAUGUCUAAAAUUGGAUCCCGAACACAAACUGUGCUUCCCGUUCUACAAGAAACUGAAGAAAGUUGAUAAGCUGCUGUUAGAUUGUGAGGAGCAGAGCCAGGCUAGGAACUACCUCGGCUGUGUGGAGAGUGCUAAUAAAGUCUUAAGAGUCGAAGAUCAGGUCACUCUUGUUGUGUUUGAGGCUCGCCGGUGGCUUUGUAGCUGUUAUGCUAAGGAGGAGCAGUACACGGAGGCGCUGACGGCGUGCGCGGGCGCUUUAGAGUUACAGCGGGACGCGCGCGUGCUGUGCGACCGCGGGGACGCGCUGCUGGGGCUCGACAUGUUCGACGACGCUAUCCAAUCAUACAAAGAGGCGUUAGAAGUAGAAGAGGGCCUUCAGAGAGCCAAGGACGGCAUCAGCAGAGCUCAGAAACUGCAGAAACAGUCCGAGCAGAGGGACUACUAUAAAAUCCUAGGUGUUAAGAGAACAGCGACGAAGCAGGAAAUAAUCAAGGCGUACAGGAAAGCGGCGCAGAAGUGGCAUCCCGAUAACUUCCAGGGAGACGAGAAGAAGGUCGCUGAGAAAAAGUUCAUCGACAUCGCUGCAGCUAAGGAGGUCCUGACGGAUCCCGAAAAGCGCGCCCAAUUCGAUGCGGGCGCGGACCCCCUGGACCCCGAGGCCGGCCGCAACAACUUCCAGGGCUCGCCCUUCGCGCACUUCCAGCACGGCUCGCCCUUCCAGUUCAAGUUCCACUUUAAUUAGCGACGCUACCACCCGACUACCGGCAGACUACCACCCGACUAUCGCCCAACUACCGGUAGACUAACGGCAGACUACCACACUUUCCGGCUCACUAACAUUUUACUAUCGACCUGCAUAUACCCACUACUAUUCACACGCCGACUUCCAGACUUCCACAGUACAUUACACAUACAUUGUUGUAGAAAUCUAAAUCAUAUUAACAAUUAUGUACUGAGACGCCUCGCUCGUAACGAGCCUCCACUCAGAGUUAAAAAGAUAACUUGAAUUUAUUUCUCUGAUGCUGAUUAUUUAUAUUUAAACGCUUUUUAUUAAAACUUUAUUUAAUAUUUAAAAAAAAAAAAACUGUACAUAUGAUACAUUUAGUAGACGUGUUUCUUUAAUUUAUAUUUCUAUCAUAUAAAUAAAUAUAAAAACAA
Molecule: messenger RNA, 1968 nt
Organism: Melitaea cinxia (Glanville fritillary)
Lineage: Eukaryota; Metazoa; Arthropoda; Insecta; Lepidoptera; Nymphalidae
Gene: P58IPK
Product: dnaJ homolog subfamily C member 3
Exons: 11
Coding region: 83-1552 (489 amino acids)
Biological process (GO): protein folding in endoplasmic reticulum
Cellular component (GO): endoplasmic reticulum
Molecular function (GO): protein-folding chaperone binding; misfolded protein binding
Source: RefSeq, a predicted model, not a curated record